Molecule: messenger RNA, 2663 nt
Organism: Brassica napus (rape)
Lineage: Eukaryota; Viridiplantae; Streptophyta; Magnoliopsida; Brassicales; Brassicaceae
Product: probable myosin-binding protein 4
Exons: 2
Coding region: 1-2136 (711 amino acids)
Molecular function (GO): myosin binding
Source: RefSeq, a predicted model, not a curated record
AUGGUUCCAAAUGUCAUGUUUGAUCAAAAGGUUCCUGUGCUAACCUACGCAGCAUGCGAAUGGUUCCUCAUAUUCCUCAUGCUCAUCGACGCUCUCCUCUCCUAUCUCCUCGUCUGGUUCGCACGCUACUGCAGAUUGCAGAUGCCAUGUUUUCUCUGCUCCAAGAUCCUCCAUCCUCUCCACUGGAGAUUGCUCAUCUGCAGAAACCACAGAUCAGAGGUCUCAUCUUACAUGUCGUGUCUAAACCACGACAACAAGCUCUCCGACUGCCGAGGAAUGUGCAACGAUUGUCUACUGUCCUUCACCAAAACGACCGGUCCGAAUCCAGACGUGAACAGAUUGCUUCUAGGGAAGCUAGGGUAUGAUCUGCUCUCCACAAGCCAUUCUGCUCACCUUAGGUCGUGUUCUUGCUGCGAUAAACCGUGGAGGGCAAGGCACCAUACGCAGAGACUGAUUAGGUUAGGCUCUCGGGGAAGAAACUCUAAGCCGAACAUUCCUGCUCCGAGGCAUCAUCUUACCCGAAGAGGAAGCGGUGGGAGUUUGAAGAAGAUGAGAGAUCGUAGACCAGCGACGAGCGGUGGUGAGUAUGCUGACGCUGGAAGCCGCAGCGACGGUGUGGCUCAUGCGGGAUACACAGAGCUGAAGGUUCACUCCGGCUCUGAGUCUGACUUUUUGUUUACAGAUGAUGAUGCUUUCCUCCAGAUGACUGACUUCAAUGUGGUUGAGCCACCUGAGAGACGUGUUCGCAAGUCUCGGUCUAGGACAUCGUUUGAAGACAAGAAGACACCGAAGCGUAAACAGGAUGUGCAAGACAAUAAGGAUAAGAAGAAAGAUUAUAAAAACGUCGGAUCUCCCAUGCAUGAACGUAAGAUUGUAGAUAAGACUCAAGACCAACCACCUGUCCCAAUAGGAGAGCAUGCAUCUGUAAUCUUUGAACUUAUAACUAUGAGUGAAGCUCGUCCAUUCUCACUGGAUUUACCUAAAGAUGACAAUGCAGGAGAAGUAACACAUAAAGAGAAUGAAACUGAGACUAGUGGCAACUCAUCUCCUUCUGGUGGAGAAUUCUUGAGUCCUAGAGAAAACUCUGCCUCUCAGGAACUCCAGAUUCAAGAGCAUGAUGAUUCCGCAGACUCUGCUCAAAACAUCUCCGACUCUGAUGUGAAGAUGGGAGCAUCUGAUGCAGAAAUGGAGGAAAAAGUGUCUGCUCAUCAGCCUGAUUCUGUUGCAGAUGAUGAGGAAGAUGGAGCUGAAGGAGACUUCAAGCCUUCAGCGUCAGAUUCUCUGGCACAUGAACAGUCUAGUGAGGAAGAAAAAGAGACUAACGAAAAGAAUGUUGCAGAAGAAUACUUCAGUAAUGAAGAAGUAGAUGAGGUCAACGCACACUCGGAGCCGCCGUUGACCUCAAAAGAAGUAUCUGUCUCAGCUGAAGAACAAUCCAGUGAGGAAGUAGAUGAUAGUCAUGAAGUAAAGGAUGUGGACAAUGGAGAUUCUGAACAGUUAACAUCAAACAAUGCAACUGGUUCUGGUAAAGAAGAGCAUGGAGAUGAUCAUGAAGAGACUGAGCCUUUGAAGUCACCAAAACCCUCAUUAGAACAUACCGAUAAAGAUUCCUCAAAGGUGACAGAGACUCAAUCUACUUCAAAUCCAACACAGGAACUAAAGCACUCCGCAUCUGUGGAGUCCUUUGCAAGCAUCAGCAGCGACAUCGAGGGAGAAAGUCUCGUCGAUCUGUUGAAACAACAGCUAGAGUACGACAGGAAAUGUCUAAGAGAGCUGAGCAAAGAGCUAGAGGAAGAGAGAAACGCGUCGGCCAUCGCUACAAACGAAGCGAUGGCGAUGAUCACAAGGCUGCAGGAGGAGAAAGCGGCUCUCCAGAUGGAAGCGUUGCAGUACCUGAGGAUGAUGGACGAGCAAGCGGAGCACGACGUCGAUGCGCUUGAGAGAGCAAACGAUGUCUUGGCUGAUAGGGAAAAGGAGAUACAAGAUCUCGAGAUGGAGUUGGAGUACUAUAGAGUGAAGUAUCCAGAUGAGUCGAGAGAAGAGAUCCUCGCUAGCAUGGGAGUUCUUGAGGGUGUAGAGACGAGUGGAAACUCAGAAACUGAUGAGACUAGCGAGAAAGUUCCAAUAGAUGCUUGAGAAAAAGUUCAACAUUUCUAGAAGCUACAGGAGUGCUGAAAAUGGAAGCUCCAAGGCCUGAUGGUCACAGGAACCAUAUGGUGAAGAAAGCAGCUCUUUCAAGCACACAGGAAGGGAAAGAAAGAGUUGCUACCUUAGAGAAUGAGAUUUUAAACAUUGGAGAGCUUCUGCAUGUAAUAAUAAGGAGAUGUUAGGAGUUAGUUGAAGACAGAGAGCUCUGGGGGUUGAGAGAAGAUGAAUGAUUUGCCUGUAACUGAAUCAUUUGUUAUUCCUUUUGUUAGUGUUAUUUAAUGGAGAACACACCAAUCAUCCCACUGAAACCACAAGAUUACAGAGACUAUUAUAUAACUGAAAUUUUAACGCUAUAACCACAUGCUCAAUCCAAAUGAGAUUUUACCCUUUCCUACUCAAACAAAAAAAAUCUACUUGUUAUCAGACAAAGUAUAUCUCAAAACUGGAAGUGAUUCAACACUUUUCUAUCACUACUAAUAAGAGAAAAGAUAGCUAGAAGAAGAAGGGGAACAAGU